UACUUGUUUUCAGAAAGUGACGCGUCAGACAAGAGAGACUACCUCCGCUUUGGCCGCAGCACUGACGGCAGUUUCCUGCGCUUUGGCCGAGACGCUCAACAGAACGGUGACAGCACCAGCGAUGACGUCAAUGACGACCUAAAACGGGACCCCAUUAUGCGGUUUGGAAGAGGGGAUGGUUUCCUCCGAUUCGGCAAAGGGGAUCCGUUUAUCCGGUUCGGGAAAAGAAGAGGAGAUCCGUUUAUUCGAAUCGGGAGAGGCGACCCCUUUAUCCGUUUCGGAAAAAGAGAUUCGGAUGCUAGUGGUGGACAAACAGAUAAGCGGCAAGACCCUAUCAUCCGAUUCGGAAGAGGGGAUCCGUUUAUCCGAUUUGGCAGAGGGGACCCCUUUAUAAGGUUUGGCAGAGGGGACCCCUUUAUCCGGUUUGGAAAAAGGCAGGACCCUUUUAUCAGAUUCGGCAGGGGAGACCCAUUUAUCCGAUUUGGAAAGAGGCAGGACCCUUUUAUCAGAUUCGGUAGAGGCGACCCAUUUAUCAGAUUUGGUAGAGGGGACCCCUUCAUUCGAUUUGGUCGAGGCGAUCCAUUCAUCCGAUUUGGCAAAAGAGGAGCAGACAGCGAAGAAGGUGUCGGUGAAGGAGAAGCCUUGUCGAGGACAGCCAGAUCGACAGAAACGACACAGGAACGAGCCAACUCUCGUCAAAUACGCAGUGCAGACGCCAACAAACGAUUCAUGAGGUUCGGCCGCUCCGCCACUUCCGCUUUUGUGACCCAGCAGGAGGCUGAGGUCAAGGACGCAGUGAGGAAAAGGUCAGUCGAGAACUUGGACAACGAGGUCAAACGAGCGAUGUGGAGCAACAACCAACAGAUGACGCGAUUGUCCAAAAGAGGUCACCCAGAGUUCAUGCGAUUUGGGCGGAGUCAAGGAGACGAGACAGAGGACGACGAAAUUGGCGGAGAUGACGUCAUCAGUUUGGGGGAAGGUCUAGCACAGAGGGUGCGCCGGGUGUACGAAGACAGGAGCUCACUGCCACGAUUUGGGAAGAGGCAGGAGGUGGAGGAGGAGGAGGAGGAGGACGUUGGGAAGGAAAAGAGACAGAAGUACAUGCGUUUUGGAAGACGGAGUGAUCCAGAGCAGCAGGCGUCAGCGGAAGUGGGCGGGGCGGAAGUCCCAGACAGUGUGCUCUCUGCCAUGUAGUCACGUGCUCACUGGGAGGAUAGGAUGCACGCACAACACGCUCUUUGGACGUAUUAUUGCAGCCCGCAGCACAACAUUUUUAUUGUAAUAUUCCAGUGUCUGAGAUAUUAUGCAGCGGUCUUGACACUUAAAGUUCAUUUUUUUUGGUCCAACACAAUAAUGUUUAUGCUAGGAGACAAAUAUCUGUAAGCUGAUUCGUUUAAUUCCAAUAGAAAAAAAAAGAAUGGCUGAAAGAAGAAUACGAAAAUGUCCCUUGAAAGGUCUAGCAUUGUUCUGAUAAACAACCAAUUGUGAAUGAUGACGUAACAAACA
Molecule: messenger RNA, 1506 nt
Organism: Aplysia californica (California sea hare)
Lineage: Eukaryota; Metazoa; Mollusca; Gastropoda; Aplysiida; Aplysiidae
Product: FMRFamide-related neuropeptides-like
Exons: 2
Biological process (GO): neuropeptide signaling pathway
Source: RefSeq, a predicted model, not a curated record